CCAGCGGCGCGGCUCGGCUCGGCGCGGUGCGGGAGGCGGCCGGGCCGGGCCGGGGAACGAACGGGCCGGGCAGGAUGUCGCGCCAGGCCGGCCGCGGCACCGAGAGCAAGAAAAUGUAUUGGUAUUUGCCAUUCAUUUCACCUUCUGCAUCUAUGCAUCUCAUGAACUCAGAGCUCUUCACGCUGACGUACGGCGCUCUGGUCACCCAGCUGUGCAAGGACUAUGAGAAUGACGAGGACGUCAACAAGCAGCUUGACAAAAUGGGUUACAACAUAGGUGUUCGGCUAAUAGAAGACUUUCUGGCCCGGUCCAAUGUCGGAAGAUGCCACGAUUUCCGUGAAACUGCAGAUGUUAUCGCAAAGAUCGCAUUUAAAAUGUACCUGGGUAUCACUCCGAGCAUCACCAACUGGAGUCCUGGAGGCGAUGAGUUCUCCCUGAUCUUGGAAAAUAACCCCUUGGUGGACUUUGUUGAGCUCCCUGACAACCACUCAUCUCUCAUCUAUUCCAACUUGUUGUGUGGAGUGCUGCGAGGUGCCCUGGAAAUGGUUCAGAUGGCCGUAGAUGUAAAAUUUGUCCAGGACACGCUGAAGGGUGACAGCGUCACAGAAAUAAGAAUGAAGUUCAUCAGGCGGAUUGAAGACAAUCUUCCAGCUGGUGAAGAGUGAAUCGCAACCCAGUCUCCCUUUGGGACUGGAGGGGACCACCUGGUUUUGGCCAUUAGCUAUCGUCACAGAUCUGUAGGGAUAUAGUGCUUUCAUCACAGAUCUGUAGGGAUCUAGUGCCCCUGUACAUUCAGACUGACUUACUGACUGUUUAAGAUGUUAUUAUAUUCUUCUACUGUAACUUCCAUCUUCCGUAGAAGACAAUUGUCUGGUUGCUGUUUAUUUCACAGGUUCAUUCUGAAGCUUUUUCAUAAGGUGAUGUCUUUUUCGUAUUCCCCUGGGGACUCUUUUUAUGCUCAGUUUCUAAUUGUGAUGUUUGGUUGUGCGAGAACUGCUCAAACUCCAGAAGAGCUCCAGUUUGUUCAAAUCUGAUUGAAUGUUUUAUUACCAGAAUUGGAGACCAAGCUGUGAGAGCCCACUGAUUACUGUUAAAUGCUGUCCUUAAAAGGAGAGGUUUAAAAUUCAUUUGGAGAUAAGCACAUAGUAUUUCUGUAGACCAAACUGGCUUCCUGCAUUUGAUUCAGAAGUUAGUAGUAAAAUGCAAGCUUGAUACAAAGGGGUGAUUUGGGAGAGCUGUUUGAGUUUUGGCACCAGGUCGGGGAGGCUCCUGUUCCCAGAGAGCCGUGGCAUCGUGCAGCACUGGCAGAUUCAGGAGGCCCGUGUGGCCUGGGCCUUUCAGCAGUUUCUCUUCCCCAGCAGUCUCAUGACUCCCCGCUUGGAAGGGGAGGACCGUUAAAUUCCAGUGGAGCAGCAGUAAAUACUUUAAAUGGGGAAACGAAAAGAGUGGCUAAAAUGCCAUUGGUCUUCUACAGUGUGUACAUCCCGGGGGCCGCAUGGCAAGUCCACAGAACAAAAAACAAAACUCAGACUAACGACUGGGAGGUAUUAAAUGCAUUUCAGCAAGUAGAGUCUGGUCCCCUGUUACAGUGUAUAAACACUGUAGAGCGUGGAGGUGGUGCUGGGGUAUAUUCUCACAGAUGUUUAGGCUACAACAGAAUUUCCCGUGUUACUUAAAUUGGCAAGCUUUGGCAGUCUGCAGCACCUGCUGUUCUGUAAAAUAAAUACACAAAGUAGUCUUACAUCUCAAAAAGCAAGGUAUUGGAAAAUCAACUUCCUCUGCGUCCUGUUCAGUGAGAAAAUGCAGUCAGAUGUUCAGUUCUCAGAUCACUUUACAUAGCAUGAAGGCACAGAUCCACAGAGAAAAUUAGAAGCUUGAUAAUAAGUCAAUAGCUCUUACUCACUUUCACAGGAGCUGGCGGCUCAAAUACCUUUGUAGGUUUAUGCCUGAGUGUAAGGUGAGAGAGAAAAAGCUGCCGCUUGUGCUGCCAUUCAUUUAGGUUCUCCAGACAAACGUUGGGCCAUCUGGAUGCUGGACGACUCGCCCCGUCCCUUUUUUUGCCCAAAUGAGUACCUUUGGUGAGAGGGUUUGGAUGCCGCAUGUGAUGUUUGUCCUGUGAAGGGGCAGCGUCACUGUAAAAGCAGUUGGAGAAUGACAUUGAGGAAAAGCAGUGGCUGGUGGGUUUUGGAGGCAGAGGUGCCACACGGUCAUGUUGCAGAGAUGAAAAAGAUCCAUCGUUUCUCAUCAUUGACCAUUAUAAGUCAUUUUAAGGCUGCAUUUUGAAAGCAAUCGCAUUAAAAGAAUCCUGGUGUCA
Molecule: messenger RNA, 2314 nt
Organism: Aquila chrysaetos chrysaetos
Lineage: Eukaryota; Metazoa; Chordata; Aves; Accipitriformes; Accipitridae
Gene: TRAPPC3
Product: trafficking protein particle complex subunit 3
Exons: 6
Coding region: 75-665 (196 amino acids)
Biological process (GO): endoplasmic reticulum to Golgi vesicle-mediated transport; intra-Golgi vesicle-mediated transport
Cellular component (GO): TRAPP complex; cis-Golgi network membrane; cytosol
Source: RefSeq, a predicted model, not a curated record